Messenger RNA from Carica papaya (papaya), 1551 nucleotides. NCBI's taxonomy places the organism in Eukaryota, Viridiplantae, Streptophyta, Magnoliopsida, Brassicales, Caricaceae. The record is from RefSeq and is a predicted model, not a curated record.
CCCCUGAAUUUCUUUUAAACCAAACGACGGGUUUGCUUCAUCCCUCUUUCAGUGUAGUAAUCAGUGAGAUUCUGAAACCUCGCCACAACCCACUAGCCAUCGGACGGAAUCACUCUUCCGUGUCUAUCCAAAACUUUUUAUUCCUUUACAGAAAAAUUACAGAUAUCUACAAUUUUCUGAAAAGCGUCAGCGAGGAAGUUGAUUUUCCGAGAUAGGAAGCCGAUUAUCGGAGGGAAAUUGGAGGAUUGCUGGUGUCUCGGAAGAAUAAAGAGAGAAAAAGAGCGAGGUAAAUGGGGCCGGAAGUGGCAUUGACUGCUGCCGCGAAGCAAGCCGAGCAGCUGAGGAAAUACGGUAAUCUGUAUUUCAAGAAAGAUCGUUUUGGGGCCGCCAUUGAUGCUUAUACCGAGGCUAUAACGUUAUGCCCUAAUGUUCCGGUUUAUUGGACGAAUCGCGCUCUUUGUCAUCGAAGGCGGAAUGAUUGGACUAAAGUUGAAGAGGAUUGCCGCAAAGCGCUGCAGCUUGAUCACCAUUCCGUCAAGGCUCAUUAUAUGUUGGGACUUGCAUUACUACAGAAACAUCAGUAUCCUGAAGGAGUCAAAGAAUUGGAAAAGUUUGAGUAUGUGGUCAUUGUGAGUUUAGACCUUUUUACCCUCAAGGGCUACUGUUCUAAAUUUUUGUUAAAUAAAUGUUUUCAUAUUUAUUUUGCUAUGGGAUGCCUUGUACAAUUUGUUUAUGUUUUGGUCAGGGAAGCAUGCGAGACAGCUCUUGAACAGAAAUAUCUUUUUGAUAUUUCUGAGACAGAAGGGUUCUUGGAUGAAACCAUUGAUGGUCAUCUAAAACAAUUGAGGGAUCUUGGACAAGUCUUCCUAAAGGCUGCAGAAGAUGACAUGCCAACUGAGGUACCUGAUUACUUAUGUUGUAAAAUCACACUUGAUAUUUUUCGUGAUCCUGUCAUUGUUCCUAGUGGGGUUACAUACGAGAGAGCAGUAAUUGUUGAUCAUCUUCGGAAGGUGGGUAAAUUUGACCCUAUUACCCGGGAACCACUUGAUGAAUCCCAGCUAGUGCCAAACUUGGCAAUCAAGGAAGCAGUCCAAGCAUAUUUAGAUAAACAUGGUUGGGCUUACAAGAUUGAUUAGAAGUUGAUCGCAUGGGGUAACUGAUAAAUCCAAGGAUCUGGAGCUUUUCCCAGUAUCACUGUUCUGUUUUAAGCGAGUGAUUGAUGUGUAACUUUUUGUGUCAGCUUCAGUGUUUAGUCUUAUGCCUUACAACAUAAUAUGCCAGUUCAUAUAAUCUUUCUUUAAAACUGUACAGAUGUUAUUAAUCUUAACAAUUUGGCUUCUGAGUUGUACAGAUUAAUAUACUGUUAUAACAAUUGGCUUAUAGGAAAGGCCAUGUGCCUUAAACUGAUCAAUCGCCUGGCUUCUUUGUAUUUAUGUCCUCAUUUCUUUCUGCACGGAAGCAGGGUUUGGAUUGCUCUUAUUUGGAGCUUAUUUGCAUUUGCUGCUACUAGCUGUUUUAACGGCAAAGCAAAAUUGAUCUGGUGAUUUUGGA